AUGUCAACAAAAACAAAUAUUCAAAAAGAUUGGGAACAAAGAGAAUUUAUUGAAGAUAUGAGCAUUAAUAUUCAAAAGAUUGUUGAAUUUUUAAAUAAAUUUGAAUUAUCAACUAGAAAUAAAUUAUCAGAUCUCAAUGAAAAAUUAACCAUUUUAGAUAGACAAGUUGAUUAUUUAGAAGCAACAUUCAAGACUGUACAAGAAUAA
Dictyostelium discoideum AX4 is the source of this 207-nucleotide messenger RNA. RefSeq names its product component of SCAR regulatory complex (gene hspc300). Lineage: Eukaryota; Evosea; Eumycetozoa; Dictyosteliales; Dictyosteliaceae. Bases 1 to 207 code for a protein of 68 amino acids. The record is from RefSeq and is a predicted model, not a curated record. The transcript has 2 exons.